Hypanus sabinus (Atlantic stingray) is the source of this 6368-nucleotide messenger RNA. RefSeq names its product dispatched homolog 1 (Drosophila) (gene disp1). The coding region runs from base 662 to 4342 and encodes 1226 amino acids. Lineage: Eukaryota; Metazoa; Chordata; Chondrichthyes; Myliobatiformes; Dasyatidae. The record is from RefSeq and is a predicted model, not a curated record. The transcript is spliced from 11 exons. Gene Ontology annotation, cellular component: membrane.
UUUGCGAAACGUCAACACGGGGGCGGCGAGCGGCUGUGGUACGCUGUCGUUUUGUCGUCGUCGUGCGUCUCUUCCUUGUGUUGGUUGGUUGGUGGGUGCUGGCGGCGGCGGCGGCGGCGCCGGUGGUCGUGUCGGCUUGCUGUGUCCCGGGAUGACCGCGCCUCUCAGCUUGGGUUUAAUUGACUGAGGGAACGAGGCUGAAACCGUGUGGGCCAUCUCCGCUCAGGUCCUUCUUCAAGUGCUGCGAUCAAUAAAGGGGAAAGUUAUGACUUCAUCACAGCUCAGGCAAAACCUGACUCUGCCUGAAGUCUUAACAUACUUAAAACAUUUGGCCCAAGUUCACAAACUGGAAGCAAUUAUUAAUGGUGUCAAAAGUGAAUUAGAUUGGCAGUUGAAAGAACAGUUUGAAGAGCCAUGGAGAAAACGGAGGAAUUAAUCUGUCAGUCCUUCUGUGCUUCAACAGUUUUAUGAAUUCUGACUUCUGAAAGUCUUUCUGCCAUAUAUAAUGUAUAAUGCUACCAUACAUGUACUGAUACCCUUGAACCAAAUGGAAAAACAAAAGAAUAUCUGCUUGCUGGAUCACUUGAUGCUUGAACCAAAAUAAAAGUUGUGCUGGAACAACUAAGCCUGACAGUUGUGAAGGAGCCAGUGGAAUAAGAGCAUGGCUAUGAGCAAUGGGAAUGGUGACUUCAUGGUUCAGAGCAAUGGCAGUGUCCCAUCAAAUGCUAACGGUAACAGCGUCCCUGCAGCCUGUGAUGGAGACCACCUCUCCCAACAUCUGUCAUCCAAGGAGACCUCAAGGAGAAAAGUGAGUCAGAACAGUAUGCUGCCAUAUGGUAUGGCCAAGCCAUCCACCCUCUUUCCAGAGAGCACGAUAAAUAACCAAAGACCUACACUGCAAUGUUGCCAUCAUUGUCCAUUCCACCAUCCGUUGUGUUGUCAUGGUAACCAACCAGAUUGCCAUUCCUUGGGAAGUACCACCGUCACUUCUCCAUUGACCCCCUCCUGCCUGCAGCCUCACUCUGAGUACCCGACAUCUGUGUGCCAAAACAAUCCCCAUAACCAUUCGGCUGGCUGCUGCCAUCAGCCAACCUCACCUCUCAUCGAUCACACUCCGCUUUGUCUGCAUCAUCGCUGGCCCGACCAUUUCCAGCAUCAGCCUCUGCAGCAGCAACACAUCUCAAACAUCAGACCUCCAAGGCCGUUCCGAUUUCCUAGAAGUUAUGCAGCUCUGAUCGCUGACUGGCCAGUGGUGGUACUGGGACUCUGCACAGUGCUGAUAGUUAUAUGUGCGUUGGUUGGAAUCCUGGUGCCUGAUCUUCCAGAUUUCUCUGAUCCACUGCUGGGGUUUGAACCCAGAGGGACAACAAUCGGCCAGAGGUUGGUCACCUGGAAUAACAUGGUGAAGAACACAGGGUAUCAAGCGACCCUUGCAAAUUAUCCUUUCAGAUAUGCAGAGGAACAAGCCAAGAGUCACCGAGAGGACAGGUGGUCAGACGACGCAUAUGAGAGGGACAAACGACAGGCAGAGUGGAAUUUCCACAAGGACAGUUUCUUCUGCGAUGUUCCAAGUGACCGGUAUUCGCGGGUGGUGUUUGCCUCAGCUGACGGGGAGAACAUGUGGCGGAUGCAAUCAAUAAAAUCCAUGUGCAAUCUUGACAACACCAAGAUCCGAUCACACUUUCAAUUUGGGGACCUCUGCCAGAGAGCGUCAGCUGCCUCCUGCUGCCCCAGCUGGACACUGGGCAACUACAUCGCCAUCCUCAACAAUCGUUCCUCAUGUCAGAAAAUCACUGAGCGGGAUGUGGCCCAUACCCUGAAGCUGCUCCGCUCCUGUGUCAAGUAUUACCACAACGGGACGUUGGGGCCCGACUGCUGGGACAUGACCACCCGGCGCAAAGAUCAGCUCAAAUGCACAUCGGUGCCCCGCAAGUGCACCAAGUACAAUGCAGUCUACCAGAUCCUCCACUACCUGGUGGACAAGGACUUCCUCAGCCCCCAGACACUGGACUACGUGAUUCCAGCGUUGAAGUACAGCAUGCUGUUCAUCCCCACCGAGAAGGGGAAGAGCAUGAUGGACAUUUAUUUGGACAACUUUGAGAACUGGAAUUGCUCGGAUGGUAUCACCACCAUUGCGGGCAUCGAGUUUGGGAUCAAGCACAACUUGUUCCAGGACUACCUUCUGAUGGAUACAGUGUAUCCUGCCAUAGCCAUUGUGAUUGUCCUCCUGAUCAUGUGCAUCUACACCAGGUCUAUGUUCAUCACCCUGAUGACUAUGUUUGCCAUCAUCAGUUCCCUCAUUGUUUCCUACUUCCUCUACCGGAUAGUCUUUGGCUUCAAGUUCUUCCCCUUCAUGAACCUCACUGCCCUGAUCAUCCUAGUGGGGAUCGGGGCCGACGAUGCCUUUGUCCUGUGCGAUGUGUGGAACCACACUAAGUUCGACAAGCCCCAGGCGGAGCUGGUGGAGACCAUGAGCAUCACCCUCAACCACGCUGCCCUCUCCAUGUUUGUCACCAGCUUUACCACCGCCGCUGCCUUCUACGCCAACUACGUCAGCAACAUCACUGCCAUCCGGUGCUUUGGGGUAUACGCCGGCACUGCCAUCCUGGUCAACUACGUGCUGAUGGUGACCUGGCUGCCAGCAGUGGUGGUGCUGCAUGAGCGCUACCUGCUGCACCUGUUCCAGUGUGGGGACGGGCGGGCACGGUACCACGGCUGGCCCGCCCAGCUGCAUCACCGGCUCCACCGCCUCCUGCAGGCCGCCUCCCACACCUCCCACGUCUUCUUUGAGAAGGUACUACCGUGCAUCGUCAUCAAGUUCCGCUACAUCUGGCUGUGCUGGUUCCUGGCGCUGACCGUGGGUGGCGCGUACAUCGUCUGCGUUGACCCCAAGAUGAAGCUGCCCUCGCUGGAGCUGUCCGAGUUCCAAGUCUUCCGGUCAUCCCACCCCUUCGAGCGCUACGACGCCGAGUUCCGCCGCCUCUUUGUCUUCGAGCGAGUCCACCACGGCGAGGAGCUGCACAUGCCUAUCACCCUGGUGUGGGGUGUCUUGCCAGUGGACACCGGCGACCCCCUCAACCCCCACAACAAGGGACGGCUGGUGCUGGACUCCACCUUCAACGUGGCCAGCCCGGCCUCCCAGCUGUGGCUGCUGCACUUCUGCCAGCAGCUGAGGAACCAAACCUUCUACCGGCAGAGCGAGGAGCAGGACUUCACCAGCUGCUUUGUGGAGACCUUCCGGCAGUGGAUGGAGAACCAGGACUGUGAGGAGCCCAGCCUCUACCCCUGCUGCAGCCAGUCCACCUUCCCCUACAAGCAGGAGGUCUUUGAGCUGUGCAUCAAGCGGGCCAUAAUGGAGCUCGAGCGCAGCACAGGCUACCACCUGGACAGCAAGACCCCCGGCCCCCGUUUCGACAUCAACGACACCAUCCGGGCUGUGGUGCUGGAGUUCCAGAGCACCUACCUCUUCACCCUGGCCUACGAGAAGAUGAGCCGCUUCUAUGCCGAGGUGGACGCCUGGGUGUCGGAGGAGCUGAGAGGAGCCCCCGCUGGACUCAGCCAGGGCUGGUUUGUCAGCGGCCUGGAGUUUUUCGACCUGCAGGACAGCCUGUCUGAUGGCACCCUGGUAGCCAUGGGGCUGUCGGUGGCCGUGGCCUUCGGCGUCAUGCUGCUGACCACACGCAACCUGGUGAUCAGCCUCUACGCCAUCGCCUCCAUUGCCGGCACCAUCUUCGUCACCGUUGGCUCCCUGGUGCUGCUGGGAUGGGAGCUCAACGUGCUGGAGUCAGUUACCAUCUCGGUGGCUGUGGGUCUGGCCGUCGACUUUGCCGUACACUAUGGGGUGGCCUACCGGCUGGCCCCUGAGGCCGAUCGUGAGGGCAAGGUGGUCUUUUCGCUCAGCCGCAUGGGUUCAGCGAUCGCCAUGGCUGCGCUGACCAGCUUUGUAGCAGGGGCCAUGAUGAUGCCCUCCACUGUGCUAGCCUACACCCAGCUAGGCACCUUCAUGAUGCUUAUCAUGUGCGUUAGCUGGGGCUUUGCCACCUUCUUUUUCCAGUGCCUGUGCCGCUGCCUGGGGCCACAGGGCUCCUGCGGGCAGAUACCCUUGCCCCGCCGGCGGAGCCCGCCCCCCUCCACCCCCCACCACACCACGCCCAGCGGGGGGCCCCGGCCCGAGGGCUUUGAGCUGGAGCCGCUGGCUGGGGGACCCAAGGGUGUCGGGAUGUCUGACCCCUGGCUCUUCAAUGGGAGCCGGGCACCUGCCUACCAGCCUGCCACCCCUCCUCCUGCCACUGGGACUGAGCAGCCCUCUGGGGUACUCGGGGGAGAAGGGCGGAGGGCAUAACCACAUCAAUCCCCAUUAAAGACCUGCAGGGGAACUACGGACACAACCAGUGGGAUCUUGGGGGCCAGUGAUCCAACCCAGGGACAACUGGGGCCAGUGCACACUCUGCAACCAGUGGCACCUCAGGAGCCAGUGGAUCCUCCCAACUCAGGAACAACUGGAUCCAGUGGACCUUCCCUUGGCCUGGGGGUAACUGGAUCCAGUGGAGCCUCUCCAAGCCCAGUGGCCAAUGGAGAAGUGUGUAGACAGUCCUGCAGACUGUCUCCAUUCCUGGGAGCCUCUGUGCCCCUCCCAGGGCCAUGGAGAAGUGUGCAUGUUAAAGCUGACUGACAGAGCUCCUUCUGGACCUCCUAUUGGCCCCAGCCUCCACUUCCAGCCCCUUGUGAAGGCAAUUCCUCAGGACAGCACGAACCAAAACCCAGGCAUCUCCCCCUGCAGAGACUGGCAGGGCCCUGGUGAACAGACUGCCCCUUGCAGUUGCCCACCCAGCUGAAGCAGGCUGUGGAUGACCACAGUCAGUCCUCAGGAUGCAGGGAGGUGUCCCGGUGACUGAUCUCCCUCCGUCACCAUAGCAAAGUGCAAUUGUGUCCACAUCACUCUUCCAAAGGCUAACAGAACCCAUGUCCACUGUCUGGGUUAGACAUCCCAUCUAAACCGCGAGCUGCCCGUGAACAAUGCUGGGGAGCUUGAACUCGAGGCAGAAGCACGUCGAACGAGUGGGGUGAGAUGUUAUCAAGGCAAAAAAAUCCAGCUAUUAAAGGACAUGUGGGUCGAAGCUUGUGCCACGAUAAAGGUAUCUCUUUGUGUUUUCCCCAACUUAUUUUCUCCCACUUUAUAACCAACAACCCCACCACCAGCCCCACCAUCAUCAUUCAUUAGUCUCAGUGUCCUUCAGCAGACUAGCAGUUUUUCCGCAUCAGGCUGUUUUCGCUCUACCUCUGUUAGUGAGGAGACUGGGAUCUGAUGUCACUCACCUCACACCGAGAGGCAGAAGUGAGGGUUGUCCAUGGUGUUGCUCCACCACUCGACAGCUGGCUCUCCACCUCAAUGGCAGAUUACCUCUUCCCAACCCCUUGGGGACCUUGGAAGUAGGAAUUCCAGCUGGGCUUCUCAUCUUGGUUUUCCCCCAGCACUUGGAGAUGGUCCUAGUGUCACAUCUAUUAUAUUUGUUCAAUCUUUGCACCCAUCUCUACCACCCCCCACCCCACCCAGUCUGGGUGGGAGACAGGACUGAACUCUCACAAUCAGUUUCCCUGUCCUUUGCUUUAUCUCCACCACCAGACCAUGCACCACAGGUAAUCCAUCAUGGCCCACUUGCUGUCUUCCCUUGACCAGGUGCAGUCUGGUGCUAAGAGGAAGGUUCCACACCUUGUUUGUGGAGGAAUCAUCUAUAGAAUGACAUUCAUAGAGCAGGUGAAGGUUUCAUUGUCCAUUUUUCCUCCCUCCACCUCUUUCAGCUUCUUGCAGUGCAAAAGCUGGUAUCAAUGUGACUCUCCACACCUGUCAUUGGAUCUCUGGGUGGCUUCUGUCUUACAGUGGAGGAACUCUGCAGCGGACUGUGUCCUUAAGCAUUGAUCAAUCCUGUCCAACAUCAGGGCACUCAUUUAUCAAUACUCAGUCCAAUUUAUUCAUUUGACCAUCUGAUUAUUAACACCUAACAUCAAGUCUUUGAUCAUGGCACCAUUCUCUCAGCUCCCAACCAUAAAACAGCUCAAGUCGACCAAACCUUUCAGUGCAUCAACACUACCUUCCCCUCCUCUCUCUACCAUUAUCUUGCUACUUGCAUCAGAUUUAACUGUGACCAUGUCACAUUUUUACACAUAGACUUUUGUACACAAACUGGGAUCAACUCCUGAUGAUCAGACCUCUGAACCAGUGUGCCGUCCUGUUCCCCUUUUCAUUUUAUUCUUCUUGACCUGAGUUGAGUAUUGGGAGAAUAAUUUAAUACUUGCAUUCUUAAUGUAUGCUUUAUGCUAUUUAAAAAAAGUUAUGACAGCUAUUAAACAAAAUAUUCCUAUUUGACAAG